GUGACCGACCCUUCUGGAGAGGGGACAGAUGCUGUAGUCAUCCUGGAGAAGACUCCUUUCCAGGAGGAGAAAGUAUUGGACCUGCUGAAGAAGCACACGAAGCUGGAGCUGCAGAUGCACAACGACAUUUACAGCACCUACCACCUCUAUCCUCCCCCGGAGCUGAGCGAGAUAAAAACCACAGUGGUGUACCCCGCCACGGAGAAACACCUUCAGAAAUACCUCCGGCAAGAAGUGCACCUCGUCCGCGAAACCUGGGAGGAUUACCAGAAGAUAACGCUGCCCUUCAUCCAGUCCCAGAGCUUCAGCAUCCAGUGGGUGUAUAACAUCCUGGAGAAGAAAGCCGAAGCCGAUCGAAUCAUCCACGAAAACCCGGAUCCUUGUGACGGAUUCGUCCUCGUCCCGGAUUUUAAGUGGAAUCAAAACCAGCUGGAUGACCUCUACCUGAUCGCCCUCGUCCAUCGCCGGGACCUCAAAUCGCUUCGAGACCUGACGGCCGAGCACCUCCCGCUGCUGAGGAACAUCUUGCGGGAAGGGAAGGAGGCUAUAACGAAGCGUUUUGGCGUGCCGGGUUCGCAGCUGCGGCUCUACCUGCAUUACCAGCCCUCCUACUACCACCUCCACGUGCAUUUCACCGCCCUGG
This is a messenger RNA of Pterocles gutturalis (yellow-throated sandgrouse), 643 nucleotides long. It is a transcript of the gene DCPS, whose product is annotated as decapping enzyme, scavenger. Gene Ontology annotation, biological process: deadenylation-dependent decapping of nuclear-transcribed mRNA. Lineage: Eukaryota; Metazoa; Chordata; Aves; Pterocliformes; Pteroclidae. Gene Ontology annotation, cellular component: P-body; nucleus. The transcript has 5 exons. The record is from RefSeq and is a predicted model, not a curated record. Gene Ontology annotation, molecular function: hydrolase activity; RNA 7-methylguanosine cap binding. The annotation marks the transcript as partial.